This is a messenger RNA of Lytechinus variegatus (green sea urchin), 1932 nucleotides long. Its product is annotated as glutamic acid-rich protein-like. The record is from RefSeq and is a predicted model, not a curated record. The transcript is spliced from 5 exons. Bases 1 to 1932 code for a protein of 643 amino acids. Lineage: Eukaryota; Metazoa; Echinodermata; Echinoidea; Temnopleuroida; Toxopneustidae.
AUGGGAUGCAUUCGGAGCAAACCGAUUCAUCGUCUGGAUGGAAUCGAGGAUGAGUACGUCUUCGAUAGCCUCGAUGAAUCUCAGUCUACUGGAUGCCAACUGAGCAUCGUCGAAAGUAAAUCCAAUGAGAACUCCUCUGACAUCAGGAGCCUUCCAGAGGAGAUGGAUAUUGAAAAUGAUUAUCAUGUUGCGAUCACCCAACGGAUCGUUUCCACCUCAAACGACAACGAGGAGAAAUCUUCUAAUGAUGUUAUGACAGAGAGAGUAAAACUCAUCAAGGACAUUGCCGAUCUUCAGAUGGCUGAUUUAAGAAUGGCAAGGGAAAGGUUUCACAGAACCAUUAUCCAAAGAGAUGCCAGGAAAGUAGUUGCGUUACUGAAGAGGCAGCCAUUCACUGAAGACACACAGAUUGAUGGGGAGAACGAAUCUUCUGCAAAGAAAGUUGCAAUGUGGCAAUUGGAAGAGGAGGAGAAGGAGCAGAAGAAAGAGGAGGAGGAGACUGUGGAGGAGGGGAAGAAGGAGACUAAGGAAGAGGAGAAUGAGCAAGAGGAGGAGGAAGGGAAGAGCCUUUCCGAAGACACAGCUGUACCCGAAUUUAGAUAUUUUCAGGAUAUCGUCGCCUCUCAGAUGGAAGAACUGAGAGGUGCUCGGGAGAGACUUCAUCGAUGCGUUAUCAUGAGAAACGCUAUGAAAGUGGUGGAUGAACUGAGGAGACAGUCUACGAGUGAUGCGGAGGAGGAGGAGGAGGAGAAGAAAGAAGAUGAAGAGGAGAUGGAGGAUCAGAACGAAGGAAAGGAAGAGGAGUCUGACAAGGAAGAUAAGGAUGAGGAGGAUGACGAGGAAGGCGAGAGGGAGGGUGAUAAUAAUGACGACAAGGACGAGAGGGAUGCAAAGAAUGGAGACAAUGAUGACGGGGAGCCUCAAGAUGAGGAAAAGGAGGAUAACGAGGGAAAGGAAGAGGAGUCUGACAAGAAAGAUAAGGAUGAGGAGGAUGACGAGGACGAGGAAGGCGAGAGGGAGGAUGACAAUAAUGUUGACGACAAGGACGAGAAGGAUGCAAACAAUGGAGACAAUGAUGACGGGGAGCCUCAAGAUGAGGAAAAGGAGGAUGACGAGGGAAAGGAAGAGGAGUCUGACAAGGAAGAUAAAGAUGAGGAGGAUGACGAGGACAAGGAAAACAAGGAGGAUGACAAUGAAGAUGACGAAGGAAAGGAAGAGGAGUCUGACAAGGAGAAUGAGGAUCAGGAGGAUGACGAGGAUAAGGAAAGCAAGGAGGACAAUGAAGAUGACGAAGAAAAGGAAGAGGAGUCUGACAAGGAGAAUGAUGACGAGGAGGAUGAGGGUGACGAGGACGAGGAGGAUGACAAUGAAGACGACGAAGGAAAGGAAGAGGAGUCUGACAAGGAGGAUCAGGAGGAUGACGAGGACGAGGAAAGCAAGGAGGAGGAUGACAAUGAAGAUGGUGACGAUGGUGACGAGAAGGAUACAAACAAAGGCGAAAAUGAUGACGGGGAUCCUCGAAAUAAGGAAAAGGAUGAUGACAAGGGGGAGGAAGAGAAGAAGGAAGAGGAGAAUGAAGAGGAGGAUGGAGUGAGCGAUGGAGAGGUGGACGGGGAAGACGAGAAGGGGCUUGAACAGCAGGGGCAGUCUCAUGAUGAAGAAAGAGUUGUUCCCGAUUUCAGCCAUUUUCAGAACAUGGUCCAGGCUGAGGUAAAAGAACUGAGAGCUGCCCAAGAGAGAAUACACAGGUGCGUUAUUAGGAGAGACGCAUGGAGAGUAGUGGAGGAACUGAGGGGACUCUCCCUCAGUGAUAAGGAGGAGGAGGAGGACACGGACAAAGGACAAGGACAGUAUGAAGGGGAGGAAGAAGAGGUGGAAGAAGAAGAGGAGGAGAAGGACGCCAAAGAGCACAAAGAGGAAGAUUCAGAAUGA